Arachis duranensis is the source of this 1845-nucleotide messenger RNA. RefSeq names its product glycosyltransferase BC10. Gene Ontology annotation, cellular component: membrane. The record is from RefSeq and is a predicted model, not a curated record. The transcript has 2 exons. Bases 305 to 1543 code for a protein of 412 amino acids. Gene Ontology annotation, molecular function: glycosyltransferase activity. Lineage: Eukaryota; Viridiplantae; Streptophyta; Magnoliopsida; Fabales; Fabaceae.
UCUGUGUUCGUGUGCGUGAGAGAGAGAGAAGAGGGUUCGAAGAGAAGAAGAGGACAAGAUCCGAUGGAAAGACAAGAGAAGACAACAUCAUGGUCAUGGUCGUCUUCGUCAACCGCACCAUGUUCCACCAAUUCCUGAUCUCUUUCUUUUCCCGUCUCCAUCAUCAACAACCCCACUCACCACCACCAAUCUUCCAAUCCAAUCCAUUGAUUUGCCUCUCUUCUCUUCCAGAUCCAAUUUCCUCCGUCUCUUCAAAUUCUUAAUCGCAACAUCAAUUUUGAAAAUACUAAAAAAAUAGAAGGAUAUGGGAAGAACUCGAGGAGGAGAGGGAAGGGAUGAUUCAAGCGCAGUUGGGGAAAAAGAGAAGCACACUUGUUUGCUUCGAAUGGCUCAAAUGCUUUCAUAUUUGAUGGUUUUUGCAGCUGGUCUCAUGAUUGGCCUAACCACAUGUUCCCAAAUCAAUGGAAUCUUUGUUUCACAGAGACAACAAUACUCUUCAAUUAACCGCGGACUGCCGCGCCCCCAACCCAGUAAUUGCAGCCUCAACCAACCGCCGCGGAUUCUGCUUCCGCCGCGGCCUCCUCUUGAUCCCCAGGAUCAGUUCCAGUGCAUGGAUAUUGACAACUUCCUGCAUCCAACCAAUCUCAUCCAUUCCAUGUCGGAUAAUGAGCUCUUCUGGAGGGCUUCCUUGCUUCCCAAGAAAGAAGAGUACCCUUAUAAGAGGAAGCCCAAAGUGGCUUUCAUGUUCUUGACCAGGGGACCAUUGCCUAUGUUGCCACUCUGGGAGAGGUUCUUUCUUGGACAUUCCAAUUUCUUCAAUAUUUAUAUCCAUGCUCCUCCCGGAUAUCACCUCCAGGUCUCCAAUUAUUCGGCUUUUUACGGCCGCCAGAUUCCGAGCAAGGAAGUUUCAUGGGGAACAGUAACCCUUGCUGAUGCUGAGAGGCGCCUUUUGGCGAAUGCACUGCUCGACUUUUCAAAUGAGCGGUUUGUUCUUCUUUCGGAGAGUUGCAUCCCGGUCUACAACUUCCCUACUGUGUACAGAUACCUCAUUGAUUCCUUCCACAGCUUUGUUGAGUCAUAUGACGAUCCUUCCCGUUACGGGCGUGGACGCUACAGCCGGAGUAUGCUUCCUGAUAUUCAGCUUAGACACUGGCGGAAAGGGUCUCAGUGGUUCGAGCUUAACCGUGUUCUGGCUGUUUAUAUAGUGUCCGAUACCCGAUACUAUACCCUCUUCCGCAAAUACUGUAAACCUGCAUGCUACCCAGAUGAGCAUUACAUUCAAACUUUCCUUAACAUGUUCCAUGGCAAUCUUAAUUCUAACAGAACAGUGACAUGGGUUGAUUGGUCUCUGGGGGGACCCCAUCCAGCAACCUAUAGUAGAGCCAAUAUAACUGUAAACUUUCUUCAAGCUAUAAGGAACAAUGGAACGCUUUGUCGAUAUAAUUCCGACAUGACUUCUGUUUGUUUCCUCUUCGCUCGCAAGUUUGAUCACACUGCACUGGAGCCCUUGCUUGGCCUUUCUUCACAAGUCAUGAACUUUUGAUUCUUUGCACAUUCAUUCAUUUCUCUGAUAUUUCUAGGUUCUAAUUUGGUAGGGAACUUGCAACUUUGGCACUGAAUCGUUUUGCAUUGGUCUAGCUGUACAGGUAUUGUUAGAGAGAAUUUUGUGUCCCCUACCACAGUAUAUUAAGCCAAUAGGGAGAGAUUUGGUUAGUAUGCAUCGGGUUUUAGGUUCAACUUUUAUUGUUAUUUAUGUAACCAAAAGAGAAACAGAAACAUUGUUGCAAAAACAGGACAUUGUUCCUUCAAAGAAGGACAUCCGGUAAUACACAACUUCUUUGGUAA